This is a messenger RNA of Pseudogymnoascus destructans, 762 nucleotides long. RefSeq lists its product as uncharacterized. The coding region runs from base 1 to 762 and encodes 253 amino acids. Lineage: Eukaryota; Fungi; Ascomycota; Leotiomycetes; Thelebolales; Thelebolaceae. Gene Ontology annotation, molecular function: 5'-deoxynucleotidase activity. The transcript is spliced from 3 exons. Gene Ontology annotation, cellular component: cytoplasm. The record is from RefSeq and is a predicted model, not a curated record.
AUGUCCGCAAACUCGGAAAAGCCAUGGGCUGUUGAAGAUAUCGCUGCGUCAAUGAUUGGCGGGGCACCAGAGUCCGGAUCUGAGUCGCCAGUACCAUUCUUCCACAUGCUUCAACGGUUAAAAACUACGAAGAGAGAGGGGUGGAGACGAUUCGGCAUUGACCAGGGAGAGUCGAUCGCAGACCACAUGUACCGCAUGUCCCUCAUUACCAUGUUCGCGCCGCCCUCGUUAUCAUCUAAACUCAACAUCCCCCACUGCACGAAGAUGGCCCUUAUCCAUGACAUGGCCGAGGCUCUUGUCGGAGACAUAACCCCACUGGAUGGCGUAUCGAAGCCAGAAAAAUCAAGACGCGAGUCAACGACCAUGGAUUACUUCGUCAAUGGUCUCCUUGGGCGCGUCAACGGCGGCAUGACCGGCAAAGAUAUAAAGGCAAUCUGGCAAGAGUACGAAGACAGCGUGACUUUGGAAAGCCAGUUUGUCCAUGACGUGGAUAAGAUCGAGCUUAUCCUACAGAUGUUCGAAUAUGAAAAGUCGAAGCAGGGGAAGCUUGAUCUGGGAGAGUUCACAUGGGUCGCAACGAAGAUUAAGAUGCCGGAAGUCAGGGCAUGGAGUGAUGCUGUUAUGGAGGAGAGAGCGGAGUUCUGGAAGGCAAAUGGCGGGGUCCACACGGAUUUCUCGAAUGAGGGCGAUGAAAAGAAGACCGAGAAACGUGAGAAGCACGUCGCGAAUCUCAACGAGUAUUACGGAAAAGAGGGGGAAUAG